GAGCCCCGAGGCGGGGCGGAGCGGAGGGCCGAACUCACAGGCGUCCGACCGGCCCGGCGGGCGCUGGCGCCGAGCUCCGCGGCCGCGGCAGGAAGAGCACACCAUCAAGGCAGGCAACACGGGCCGGUCCUCGCCCAUGGCCCCUCCUCAGGACGAGCUGACGGCACCAGCUGGGCCUCUCUCCUAAGCCACGGAGGGCCUGGGGGAAGCCAUGCCGUUAGGGAGGGCCAGCCCCCAGGGGCGCCGGGCAGUGCGGUGUGGUUGCCCAGUCCCCCUCGCCAUGCUUGGGGCCGCCCUGCUGCUUGUCAGCCUGCCAUGGGGGGUCCGAGGGACAGCCGGGGCCAGCCUCGACGUGGCUCUGGGCCCCACUGUGCCACCGCCAGGAGGCCACUACUUGAACAUCGGGGACGGCUCAGUGAUGGAGUUCGAGUUCCCAGAGGAGAGCGAGGGCAUCAUUGUGAUCUCUAGCCAGUACCCGGGCCAGCGCAACGGGACAGGGCCUGGCCCCACACUCAGGGUCACCUCCCUGGACACGGAGGUGCUGACCAUCCAGAACGUGAGUGCCUUAAGUUUUGGUGGCGGGCGUGGCUUCGUGGUGGGCAUCCGCUCAGGCCUGGCGGGGCUGGCCCUGCUGCACAUCCAGCUCCUGGACCUCCAGGAGGCCCAGCCCGUGCUCAUCGAAGAGCGGAGAGAUUUCCGCAUCAGGGUGUCCCCGGUGGAAGACUCUCCCGCCCACCUCCGCACCGACCUGGCCCACUUCUCGGAGAACCCCCUGCUCUACAUGCUCCUGCCUCUGAUCUUCGUCAACAAGUGUUCGUUCGGGUGCAAGGUGGAGCUCGAGGUCCUGAAGGGGCUUCUGCAGAAACCCCAGCCCAUGCUGCUUGGCCUGCUGGGCCAGUUUCUGGUCAUGCCCUUCUACGCCUUCCUGGUGGCCAAGGCCUUCAUGCUGCCCAAGGCCCUGGCGCUGGGCCUCAUCGUCACCUGCUCUUCGCCCGGGGGUGGGGGGAGCUACCUCUUCAGCCUUCUCCUCGGAGGGGACGUCACCCUUGCCAUCUCGAUGACGUUCAUCUCGACGGUGGCCGCCACUGGCUUGCUGCCCCUGUCCUCCACCAUGUACAGCCACCUGCUCAGCAUCCACGAGACGCUCCACCUGCCCAUCUCCAAGAUCCUGGGGACCCUGCUGUUCAUCGCCAUCCCCAUCGCGGCAGGGGUGGUGAUCAAGUGCAAGCUGCCCAAGUUCUCCCAGCUGCUGCUGCAGGUCAUCAAGCCCUUCAGCUUCGUGCUCCUCCUGGGCGGCCUCCUCCUGGCCUACCACAUGGGGGUCUUCAUCCUGGUGGGUGUCAGCUUCCCCAUCGUGCUGGCAGGCCUCACAGUGCCCCUGGUGGGCCUCCUGGUGGGCUACUGCCUGGCCAGGUGCCUGAAGCUGCCCAAGGCCCAGCGGCGGACGGUCAGCAUUGAGGUCGGGGUGCAGAACAGCCUGCUGGCCUUGGCCGUGCUGCAGCUGUCCUUCCACCGCCUCCAGGCUGACUACGCCUCCCAGGCCCCCUUCAUCGUGGCGCUGAGUGGCACCUCGGAGAUGCUGGCCAUGGUCGUUGGCCACUUCAUCUACAGCAGCCUGUUCCCAGUUCCCUGAGCGCCCGGCUCCCAGCACCCCGAGCCCCACAGCCCACCCACCGUUCUCGUGUACCAAAGGCCUUUAGUUCUCAUGCACUAUGCACUCAAAAAUCCAGGCUUAUUUUUUGUACCGAUUUUUUUAUUCUCCAGCUUUCGGUGCCAAAGAGGCCACGCUGAGUGAGGGCACUGCCCGGCAAAAUGAUAUUUCAAUAAAAGAGAGAAAGCCA
This is a messenger RNA of Choloepus didactylus (southern two-toed sloth), 1841 nucleotides long. RefSeq names its product solute carrier family 10 member 3 (gene SLC10A3). The coding region runs from base 212 to 1633 and encodes 473 amino acids. NCBI's taxonomy places the organism in Eukaryota, Metazoa, Chordata, Mammalia, Pilosa, Megalonychidae. Gene Ontology annotation, biological process: bile acid and bile salt transport. The record is from RefSeq and is a predicted model, not a curated record. Gene Ontology annotation, molecular function: bile acid:sodium symporter activity. Gene Ontology annotation, cellular component: membrane. The transcript has 2 exons.